GGGUUUGUGAGGUGAGAAGAAAAGCAAAGACCACAAAUUGAAAUGUUUCCAGAGAAAAAUAAAUCUCCGGUGUACUUUUUGCGCUCAGGGCAGCGCACUGCGGUACAACGCUCCUGGGUUCUGGCCUUUUGAUCAGUCUUGUUUCGCCCGAGGCGGAACGGGAGAUAUGGAAACAGCCAAUAAAACGGGGUGAUUCCACUGCUAUCUCCCUCUCUCUCUCUCUCUCUCUCUCUCCCUUUCUCUCUAUCUAUCUAUCAAUCUCCCUUUCUCUAUCUUUCUCUUUCACCCCCCUUUCUUGUUCUCUAUCUCUCUCUAUCUCGUUCUCUCUCUAUCUCUCGUUCUCUCUCUCUCCCUCUAUCUCCCACUCUCUCAAUUUAUCUCUCUCUCUCUCUCUCUCGUGCAGGAAGGACCUGCAGGCUCCGGGUUUAAACUGAAGAUAGACAUAAAAAAAGCUGGAUUGACGCAGCGGGUCAGGCAGCAUCCCUAGAUCUCUGAAUCUUUAUAGUUUCCCUCUCCCCUGACUCAUGCUGAAGAAGAGUCUCGACCAGACAUGCCACCUAUUCCUCCUCUCCAGAGAUGCAAGCGUGGAAUGAAUUGUUGAUUUGGAAAGGCAUGUUGCGCUCUCUCUCUCUCCCCGCUGCAAUCGUCUCUCUUGGGGGCCAAAGGGAUGGAGGAUAGGGGGAGUAAAACGCUCCCCUUAAAGUGGAGGGGGAAUCAUGUGAUCAAUUUUCCACUCGUGGCUUCUCGUAGUUGGUUCAAGAGCACCUCGGGAGAGGAAUGUAGGAGACCGUAGAAUGAGAAGUCAACGGAAUACGUAGACAUACUCGUAGGAGUUUGUGAACAUACUCAUAGGAGUUCGUAGAAUACCACAAGUUUGAUUUUUUUUUUAAACUCGGGAGAGCUCUUGGGUAAACUCGCAUCAUGGGACAGGGCCUUAGCAUCCUGACUCAGUUAACUUUUAUAGAGAGAAACUGUAAAUAGGUAGGUGUACACAGUGGGACAGUGGUAGAGUUGCUGCUUCACAGUGCCAGAGACCUGGGUUCGAUCCUGACAACAGGUGCUGUCUAUAUGAAGUUACCCGCAUGCGCCGGUUUCCUCCCACAUACCAAACUCAUACAGGUUUAUAUGUUAAUUGGCUUCAGUAAAAAUUGUGCUUAAUGUGCGGGAUAGAACUAGUGUAUGGGUCGACACAAAAUGCUGAUGUAACUCAACGGGGCAGGCAUCAUCUCUGAAUAGAAAGAAUGGGUGGCGUUUCGGGUCGAGACCCUUCUUCAGACUGAUCAGUCUUUGAUUUAAACCAGCAUCUGGAGUUCUUUCCUACACUAGUGUAUGGGUGUUUGCUGGUCGUCAAGGACUCGGUGAGCUGUUUCCAUGCUGUAUAUUUGAAACAAAAAAAAAUUAAAACAAUAGAAACAAGGGACUGCAGAUGCUGGUUAAUAUGCAAAAGCACACAGUGUGCUGGAGUAACUCAACGGGUCAGGCAGCAUCUCUGGAGAACAUGGAUAGGUGACGUUUUGAGUCAAGACCCUUCUUUAGACUAAUGAAGAAGGUUGAUAAAACCAUGGCUAGAUCAUUUACCCGCAUACACUAGAGAUGCUGUCUAACCUACUGAGUUACUCCAGCAUUUUGUGUCCCAAUGCUGAGUAUCAGUCCAAAUAAUUCAGUCUAAAAAAUGACAACUAUUUCUAGAAAGCUCUUAGCUCUUCCCAUUACACACUGAGAAUGGUGCAGAGGUAAAGUUAUUGCCUUACAGUAACAGAAAACCGGGUUUGAUCUUGACUACGGAUGUUGUCUUCACAUAGUUUGUACGUUCUCCCUGUGACCGUUUUCCCGGAUGCUCCGGUUUCCUCCAACACUCCAGGGACGUACAGGUUUGUAGGUUAAUUGGCUUUGGUAAAAAUUUGUAAAUUGUCCCUGGCGUAGGAUAGGGCUAGUGUACGGGGACCGCUGGUUGGCGCGGACUUGUAAGGACAAAGGGCCUGUUUCCGCGCUGUAUCUCUAAACUAAACUAAACUAAAAUUGUAUUGAAUUGUGUCUGUUCUUCCUUGUUUUACAGGCAAUGAACAACAGCUGUUUGGACAUCAAUCCCCCGUUGGACAAGUUCUAUCUUACAAGUCUGUAUGGAAUACAGUUUGUUUUGGGACUUGUGGGCAACGUUUUUGUAAUAUGGGCUUAUUUGUUCUGUCUGAAAGAGUGGAAGUGUUGCAACAUCUACCUUUUCAAUCUAUCCAUCUCAGACCUACUCUUCACCUGCACACUCCCCUUGUUGGUAAGAUACUACAGCAACGAUAACCAGUGGCCCUACAGUAUUCAGGUUUGCCGGAUUUAUAAAUACAUCCUCCACUCCAACAUGUAUGCAAGCAUCUUGUUUCUCACCUGCAUUAGUUGGGAUCGGUACCUCCUGAUCACAAGCCCCUUGAAAGUCUACUGUAUUCAAACAAAGUUCAAUGCCAUUAUCAUUUGUUUAUGCAUCUGGGCUUUUGUUACAGUGGAGAUAAUUCCUAUGGUCGCAUUUUUUUACAGUGACGGAGCCCCAAACAACACGACUCCCAUUUGCCCUGACUAUGCCAGUUCAGGAGAUGCCAAGUGGAAUCUGAUUUACAGUUUGUACCUCACUGUGUUUGGUUUCAUCCUGCCCCUGUGUGUCAUCAUCAUCAUGUACGUUCGAAUUGCCCGCGUCUUGAAGAAAAUGGGUCGGGAGAGCAGUGGGAUCAGCGUGAACAAGCCUCUCAGGAUGGUCAUACUGGCCAUCACUAUCUUCGUCCUGUUCUUCACACCCUACCACGUGAUGCGCAAUGUCCGCAUCGUGACCCGACUGGGCGGCGUAUCUUUGCACAUGUCCACGUGUGGCGAGUCUGUUGUGAGGGCGGUCUACACCAUCACCAGGCCAGUGGCGUUCCUCAACUCAAUCACCAACCCGCUUCUCUACUUCAUGACGGGCGACAAAUUCAGGGAGCAGGUUGUCGACAAGCUGCAGAGCAUCUUCUCAAGGAUACGGAAGGCCUCAAAUAAGAAUGAAAAUAGCUCUGACAACAUCGUUAACGCCAACAAAAGCAACGUAUGAUUUAGUUCUGAAGCGAAAACAAAAUAUUGAUAGCCAGAAUAUUAGCUGUAACGUAUUGUUCUUUCAAAUGCUUUUUGAGGUUUUUAUUUUCUGUCGCCCGUCCAAGGUCGCGGCACUGUUGCGCUGGAGUUUGAGCCGCUAUCUCACAACGGCAGAGACCCGGGUUCGAUCCUGACCUCGGGUGCUGUCCGUGUUACGUUUAUGCGUUCUCCCUGCGGCUGGCUCGAAGGGCCAAAUAGCCUACUCUUGCACCUGUUGUCUAUUGACUACGUGUGUUUCUUCCGGGUGCUCCGGUUUCCACCCAUAUCCCAAAAUACACACAGGUUUGCUGGAUAAUUAACCGUUGUAAAUUCUCCUAAGUUUGGAGGGAGGAUGGAUUACAUAGCACUAGUGUGUACGGGUGACCGGGGGGUCUGAGUGGGCCGAAGGGGCUGUUUCCAUGCUGUGUUUUUCAAGCAGUUUGAAAGAAAACUGAUAAACUUCCCCAGGGUGGUUAGUAUAUGGAGCGAGCUACCAUAGGAAGUGGUUGAGGCAGGAACAAGAACACCAUUUAUAAGACUUUCGGACAGGUAUAUAGACAGGAAAAGUUUAGAGGGAUUUGGGUCAACCGUGGGCAAAUGGGACUAUCUUAAGAAAGGAUCUUGGUCGGCAUGGAUAGGUUGGGCCAAAGGGCUUGUUUCCGUGCUGUACGACUCUAUGACUCUGCGUAUCUAGAUUUUAUUACUCAGCUGCAUUUGUAUGGCGAUUUACUGUGACAAUUGACUCACCAACGUGUGCGUCUUUGAGAAAAACGAGACCUCCUGAAAGAAAUGCAUGGAGUCACAGGGAGAACGCGCAAACUCCACAUACAGACAGCACCCGAGCUCAGGAACAUUGGGGGUGGGUCGGGAGUCGGGGAUUUCUCGCUCGGUUUCUGCCGAGCUUGGCAAAGGCGAGUCAUCUGUGGGUCACGGGAGCAACGGGCAGCCGAGGGCUCCACCCAGGCUGACUGCCGGCCCUCUUCCGGGUUUACGUGUGUGCCCAGGUGUCCCUGGAGACAGAGACGCGGUGUCGGGGCUAGAGUGCUUCUUAGUGGGAGUAACAACGCUUUGCAUUGAUAUUUAUGCAGGAAAACCAUCAAUUUUCUGGCACCCUUGGUUCCAGAGCCUUGUAGGAUUAUCCAUUUUGCUGGACCAAUUUAGGUGACUUAAUAAUAGUUAAUAAUAGUUCAGCAAUAUACCUCUGAUGCACUAAUUUACCCCUUCCGUGUCUCUAAAGCAGUGAUGACUGCGAAAAGUAAAGAAUCAACAAUUAACAAAGAAGUAAACAAUUAAUGCUUUCUGGACGAAGGCAAGACUCCUGAAAGAGCAUGCACCACAUGCAAACCUCUUGUAAUUUUGUCCAGAUUAAAGAAGGUGCUGGACCAUCAGUUGCUGGAAAUCGGUGGCGGACCUUGUGUAAAUUCCCUAUUUGUAGAUUAACAUCUCCAUGAAAUAGCAUUUUAGUUAUAAUUUUGUACCUGUAAAUUAAUUCACUUUUGUAAAAAAUCUGCUUGAAUGUCAUUAACUGGCAGAAAUGUCCAAUCAUUUUACCCCAUUUUAGUCAGAAAUCCCAUCUCCCCAGGUUUACCUCCAAUUCCAGAUUAUCUUUUCUAGUUUUUAUGUAAAAAGUUAAAAUAAGUGUUUUUCUAAUUUAUAACUUCCCAUCAUGAAAUAUUUUAAUUGUACUGUACAAUGUUCAGUUCAAUUUAUUAUUGUCAUGUGUACCGAAGUACAGUGAAAAGCUAUUUUGUGUAUUGUUUCUCAAGGAUAUAUGUCUUUUGAUGUGGUCUGAAAACCAUUGUGCUUUUUAAUUUAUA
Messenger RNA from Leucoraja erinaceus (little skate), 4901 nucleotides. Its product is annotated as succinate receptor 1-like. Lineage: Eukaryota; Metazoa; Chordata; Chondrichthyes; Rajiformes; Rajidae. Gene Ontology annotation, biological process: G protein-coupled receptor signaling pathway. The record is from RefSeq and is a predicted model, not a curated record. Gene Ontology annotation, cellular component: plasma membrane. The transcript has a single exon. Gene Ontology annotation, molecular function: G protein-coupled receptor activity. The coding region runs from base 2060 to 3064 and encodes 334 amino acids.